Syngnathoides biaculeatus (alligator pipefish) is the source of this 3488-nucleotide messenger RNA. It is a transcript of the gene trappc14, whose product is annotated as trafficking protein particle complex subunit 14. Gene Ontology annotation, biological process: cilium assembly. Gene Ontology annotation, cellular component: TRAPPII protein complex. The record is from RefSeq and is a predicted model, not a curated record. Gene Ontology annotation, molecular function: alpha-tubulin binding. The transcript is spliced from 12 exons. Lineage: Eukaryota; Metazoa; Chordata; Actinopteri; Syngnathiformes; Syngnathidae. The coding region runs from base 193 to 2085 and encodes 630 amino acids.
GAAGCUAUCGAUACAGAACAUUUUGAGAGCGACCUUUUUGUGGCCUUGUUUGCCGACGCCAGACAUGACGAGCCAACUUCCGCUGCGUCGAACUCUUGCAGUGUCCACGUCAGCUCCGCGAGGUGGCGCCCGAAACCAUCCCCGGGGACGCGCGCUAUUGUCUCCUUUCUCCUUCCUCCUGCACCCGUCGCCAUGGUGCAGAUGAUGGAGUCUCAGUGCGAGUAUUUCAUGUAUUUCCCGGCGGUGCCCAUCACGGACCUGUCCGAGCCCGCCCGGUACCGAACCCUCCCGCGCCGGAGCCACCUCUACCUCGGAGAGACGGUCCGCUUCCUCUUGGUGCUUCGCUGCAGGGACGCUGGCAGGGCGACGCCGACCGAGCCGGGCCCCGGGGACGACGCCCCGGCGGGUUUCGGGAGCGAGUCGUGCGGCGGUCGGGCCUGGCGCCAGCUGGCCGGCUCGCUUUGCGCGGUGGCCAGCGUUAGUCCGGGUGAGAGCGGUCGCCACAGGGCCGGCCAGCACCAGCACGACUACGACGACGGCGGCGGCGACGACUACAUGGCGGCGGCCGAGGCGGCCAUCGCGGCGCUGGGCAGCAGGGUGGAUUCGCGAUGUCGGGCCUUCAGGGACUGCAAGCCGCUGCUCAUCCACAACUCGCGCGGCCCGGUCGGCCGGGAGCUCCGCAAGGCUCCGGUCCAGGUCGGUGGAGAAUGUGUGAGAAGUCCACAGUGUCUGAAGCGCUUGUAUGUCUUUGUCUUUCACCCCGUGCAGUCUCCCCUGGACGACCCCAUGGUUCUGGCAGACGAGGUCAUCUUCCCACUCACCGUCUCCUUAGACAAACUCCCCGUCGGCACCGUCAAAGUCAAGGUGAUGGUCACGGUGUGGAAGAAGGAGGCGGAGCAAGCGGAGGUGCAGGAGCUGGGCUACCUGAGCGUCCUGCAGCAGCGAGAGCCGUCGCUCACCUUCAGACACGACCUGAACACCUUCAAGGCUCAAGUGAGCACCACGUUGACCGUCCUGCCGCCUCCCGCAGUCCGCUGCAAGCUGAUGAGCGUUUCAGGGCGCCACCUGGCUGUCAUCAAAGUGCUUAACAAGUCAUCCCAGGAGGAGGUGAGCGUGAGGGACCUUCGUAUUCUGCCAGACCUGAACGCCUCCUACCUGCCCGUGAUGCCCGACGGCUCCGUGCUGCUGGUGGAUAACGUUUGCCACCGUUCGGCCGAGGUGGGCAUGGCGUCUUUCUGCAAGGUGGACAGCGUGGCGUGCCGCCUUCCCAGCAUGCUUGGGGCCUUGGAGGAGCACGACUUCCUGUUCCAGCUGCACCUCAACGACAUGCCACAGGAUGAGUCCAACGAGGGGAUGGAGGUUCCUCUGGUUGCCGUGCUGCAGUGGUCGACUCCCAAGAUGCCUUUCACCAACUGCAUCUACACCCAUUACAGGUUACCAAGCGUCCGUCUGGACCGGCCGAGAUUCGUGAUGACGGCCAGCUGUCCCAGCACCGUCAAGGUCAAAGAGCACUUCAAGGUCAAAUACGUGUUGCUCAACAACCUCCAGGACUUCCUGUCCGUCCGGCUCGUCUGGACACCUGAGGGGCGCGGUCAGAGCGAGGACGCCACGCUAUCCGCCGUGGUGUGCCACACCCCCCUCAGUAAUUUAGGCCACUGUCGCAAAGGCUGCACCCUGACCUUCAGCGUGGCCUUCCAGAUCCUCCGUCCAGGACUGUACGAGCUCAGUCAGCACAUGAAGCUCAAGCUCCAGUUCACGGCGUCCGUGUCCAACCCGCCGCCCGACGCCAGGUCGCUCUCACGAAAGAACAGCCCGUCCAGCCCGGCGAUGCGAGACCUGCUGGACCGCCACCAGGCCAGUUUGGGUCGCUCCCAGUCCUUUUCCCACCAGCAGCCGUCUCGCUCGCACAUCAUGAGGACGGGUAGCGCCAUGGAGCGGCGGGCCAUCACCCCCCCGGUGGGCUCUCCGGUGGGCCGGCCGCUGUACUUGCCCCCUCAGGACAAAAGCCUCCUGUCGCUUGACAAGAUCGCCAAGCGGGAGUGUAAAGUUCUGGUGGUGGAUCCGGAACGUGGGGAGAACAUCUAGGACGGCCGGCGCAACAUUGACGUCGCCUACGAGGUCUUCCAAAAGCGACGUGUCGGCGCAGGACCCUCAGGAGGACGUCAAAAAGGACUUCCAAACGCUACCAGUUGCGGUUUUUUGUGCUCUUCUGUAGAAAUAUUGCUUGUGGAGUACUUGAUUUAUUAGUACGAGCAGUAAUAUGAAUAAGAAGGGGUCAAGGAGGUCAUUUUUGCAGUGUUAUUAAGCUACAUCAGUAUAAACAAUAAAACACAUCAUAUGACAGAAUAAAGUUUUGAAUUCAUGUUCAAUUUUAUGACUUCAUUUCUCCAUCUCAUUCGUGGUCAUUUACAAAAUAAUUCCUGUAUUAAUAACGUUAAAAUAAAGCCUGGAUUAUGAAACAAAUCGUACAGCAGUACAAAUAUUAUUGCCAAUGAAUACAAGUGCCAUUUUCCAUUCUAAUCAUUAACUAAAAACUGCCAUUCACGGAGCGCACCUGAACGCCAUGCAUGAAAAGCGGAUUACAGUAAUUUCUCGAUUAUGAUGCGACCUGAAAUAUAAUGCGCAUCCCCAAAGUUGACCUAAAAAAAAAAAAAAAUCAGGAAAACCCUUCUAACAAUGAACAAUGCGCACCACCAAUUUGCUGCAAUCCAUAUGCUCAAAAAUAUUGGGAAUUAUCUGUAUUUCUAUUUUGCUAGGUUUGUACUUUUAUUGUAUUUCAAAAAAAUCAGUCAUGAAUAAUUAUCUUUGUGCAUGUACUGGUGCAGCAGUAAUAUAUAUCUCGGGCAAUUGUUAUGCUGUGAAGCACUAUCAUCAUAAUGUAGCAAAAAAAACAGCAUUUUUUUGUCAUAAAACAUGAAAUUUCAGUUGGAUAUAUUUUUGGAAAUAUGGGAAAAUACAUACAAAUAAUAGUAUAAAUACAAUACGCGUUGUUCAUUUGUUGUCUCUGCGAUAUCCCAUUUCAGACAGAAAAUUGAAACUUGUUUCCUCGCAUUUGAAAAUCAAAUUCAACUAGCAGAGUUCUGUAUUAUAUGAAAUUCAUCCCAAAAUUUUACAGAAAAUGUGUUUUCUUGCUUAUCCACCGAUGAAGUUUGGGAAAAUAUUGACAUCACUUUUUCCCGAAAAACCGUCGGCCUAUAAAACUGAAGCGGAGAGUGAACAGUGAAACAACAACAACCGGGAACAAAACUUUGUUCAAGUGAAUUAAGCUCAGAAAAUUAAAAAAAUACCUCUACAAACAAACUUUAACAGUAUCAGAGUAAAUCUUUCUAAUUUACCUGUGGAAUGUUUUCUCACAGCCACGAAACCGGUGAUUAACGCACAGAUCGCCAUUAUUUUUUUUAGAUUAGUGUAUGCGCUAUCCUUUUAAAAUAAUAAUAAUAAUGAUAAUAACCGUACGAUCGUACUACGCAGUUUAAGCGUAUGUUGUU